GAAAAUGAGAGGCCCCUUCUAUCUCAGUAUUUUACUAUUUGUUUUGUGUAUGUGUGUUUGUGGUUUUUACACACUCUUAAUUGAUCUGUUUGCCAUGUGAUGAGGUAUACUCAGUAAGACAUACACCAAGGAUCUUUAAGCCAGACUCAUGAUAAUAAAAAUGUCCGUCAAUAAAAGACUGUUUAAAAAAGGAUGGAACGGGCAUGAAAUAGUGUGGCACUGUGACAAAAAAUGUGUGAGUUUUCUACACAGAGAUACGUGAUGGUCUUCACAUCUGAGGUGAAGUGCAAAGUGCAGAAGAGUAGGUAAAGUACGUGUGCUGGACGUCUGUCAUUUACUCCAGCAAGCUCAGCCACACAGUUCUGGUAACUACUCCCUCCCAUGGCUCCUUCAGGCCUGCGGGUGAGAACAGCGCCCUGUCCCGCUGCUACUAGCCCAGGGUCCUGCACUACACCCUGCUGUUUUCCUAUACGUUUCCUUAAUGAAAGUCUUCAGAUUACCAAAUUUGAGGAUGUCACCUCUUUCCUGCUGGAACACUGACUGAAAGAAUACACUCUCUUUUGAGUAAAAAAGGGAGAAAACUUUGGAACCCGUUUAUAUUUUCUUGUGAAUGCAUAACAAAACUCUGGAAGGACUGACAGUGAGGAUUGAUAUUUGGAUUAUUUCAACAUGAGCUUCCUGUUACCCAAACUGAGUAGCAAAAAAGAAGUGGACCAGGCGAUAAAAAGUACUGCAGAGAAGGUGCUGGUUCUCAGGUUCGGGAGAGACGAGGAUCCUGUCUGUCUGCAACUAGAUGAUAUUCUUUCUAAGACCUCUCCUGACUUAAGUAAAAUGGCUGCUAUAUAUCUGGUAGACGUGGACCAAACCCCAGUUUAUACACACUAUUUUGACAUCAGUUAUAUUCCAUCUACCGUGUUUUUCUUCAAUGGGCAGCAUAUGAAAGUGGAUUAUGGGUCUCCAGAUCACACUAAGUUCGUGGGAAGUUUCAAAACCAAACAAGACUUCAUAGAUUUGAUUGAAGUAAUUUAUCGAGGUGCAAUGAGGGGAAAACUUAUUGUUCAAAGUCCUAUUGAUCCCAAGAAUAUUCCCAAAUAUGACCUCCUCUAUCAAGACAUUUAGCACUUUCACUACUGUCAAAGUUGAAGAGACAGGCCCAUCGUGACACAGUGCCUGACUUCAGCUGUGCUGUUUCUCUGGGGUCUUUCGGAAAUGUGGUCAGCAUCCCGGCGGAGAAGAGGUUUGACGUGUAUAGAAAAUACCGGCCCCCAAGUAGAAGACCACACUGGUGCUGUGACAAUUGGGAAUGCCCAAGUGUCUACUCCCUGCAGAGCCCAGAGCAGUCAAGUCAGCCGUGGUCAGUUUCCCCAGUGUGGUUAUUUUAAUUUCUCUUCAUAUUAUAGUUUUCUUUAUUCUUUAAGAUAAUACAGAAUCCUUCUAAACCUUGGCUAGUACAAUUUGAUUUAACUAUGUUUAUUCGAUACACAAGUAAAAUAGAAAGUCAAUUCCCGUAAGAGCAAAAAUACUCCUUUUCUACCCUAUGUGUACACACCCACCCCUUCCAUCUUCCUCAGCUCGCCGCUCCUCCACUCGUGUAUUUAUCUCGUGCUCGACUAUUAUCCCAGUUCUUCCGGAAUAAAUCAUUCUUUACUGAAAGCAGGCAAGUUUGUUUUACCUUCGAGCCUUUCUGGCUCAGACUUCUAAAGGUGUCCUGGCUUGCUCAAUUUACCAGCUUUUCUAUUAUGAAAUUGCCCAAGAAGUGAGAACUUGAACCUUCACCAUCCAGCACCCAAUGUGAGCUAAACAAAGAGUUAACUACCCUUAGUAAGUAGGAGCUGAUCUCUCCCAGAGCUCCGUCUCUUCCUGAGGAGAAAACUGUACUUCACGGACUCAAGACUGGAAAGAGAUCUCAGAAUUGCUAGAAAGAAGUAUCCUGUUUAUAGGACUUGCCUGUGUUAACAGCUUUAUGAAGAAUUCUCCCAGGGUCCUCUGGCACAGCCUGCCACCACUUGGGCAAGUUCCUGCUCCUCUCAAAACCUCACGGGGCUAAGGGUACUGACUUUCUAGAAUAAGAGGAUAGAUGCAGAGCCAGAGGGCAGUGUGCCAGGCAGCACGUGACCUGCUUGGCAGCUUUUUGCCACCUUGAUGACAGAAACCCAGUUCUGUGCAGGGCAGCACUGUCGGUGCAAGUCUGUCCCCCUUUGCCAGGUGCGUCCUGUCCAAGCCUUUUCUGACAAAUGUGGCGUAGAAGGAAGGCUGCUGGGUACCUUGUGACCUUCAUUGAUAAAGGAGAGAGCCACUCCAGGAAGGAGACAACAAAACCCUGUCAGCACCACCUCCGUCUUCUCCUGGCCCCCACUUCCUGCUUUCAUGGUGAUCGUGGUGCAUGGAACUGCUGCAGCUGUCUUAGGACCACGAGGCAACCAGCACUGGGAUGAAAAAUGAACAUGCUGAGAAGACCGGUGAAGAGAGCCUGGGUCCCUGAUAACGAUACUGAGCUACUGAGUGGACUCUAGACAUGCCUCCCUUAAGACUUCUAUGAAAGAAUAAAAUGUCUUCACUGCCUGUCA
Molecule: messenger RNA, 2567 nt
Organism: Lagenorhynchus albirostris (white-beaked dolphin)
Lineage: Eukaryota; Metazoa; Chordata; Mammalia; Artiodactyla; Delphinidae
Gene: TXNL4B
Product: thioredoxin like 4B
Exons: 4
Coding region: 670-1119 (149 amino acids)
Biological process (GO): mRNA splicing, via spliceosome
Cellular component (GO): spliceosomal complex; U4/U6 x U5 tri-snRNP complex; U5 snRNP
Source: RefSeq, a predicted model, not a curated record